GUAGAGCCUGUGCACUCGGAGUUGUUGAAGGAUUUUCAACACCUUCGUCCUAACCAUUGCGCGGGCCAUUGCGCCGCGGACUGAGCAAAAUCUAAACAUGGCAUCCGAAAAUCACUUCCUGGUGGGCUUUUGCUCGCCGGACCUCACGCUCGGCGAUUUUGGCAAUGAGCUUGGCCGCUUCACACCCUGCUUUGUGGACGUCGCUGUGCUGGGCACCGCCGAGGUGUUUUGCAUCCUGGUGUGUGUGCUGCACCUGCUGCGCACCUUCGCCCGCUGCGGCCGCAAGCACCGCUAUACCGGAGUGGCGCUACGGGUGCAGGUUGUGACCUUGGCGCUGUGUUGCGCGGGCCUGCUCAUCAGCUUGGCACAGCUGAACGCGAGGCUGGGGGCGGCGGCGGCGGCGGCGUGGGGCGGGCUGGGACUGCUGGGGCAGCAGUCGAGCGCCGCCGCAACCCACAACACGCUCACCUUGGGGGAGGGCAGUGACGUCCCACAGCCUGCAGCGACCGCGGCGGCUGCGGAGGUGGCAGCGGCCCUCAGCCGCCGCGCGCUGCGUGCAAUGCUCGGUGCCUGGGUUCGCGGCAGCGGCGGCGACGACGGCGGCGGCGGCGGCGGCGACGCCACCGCCCCUGUGGCUCCGUACGAGUGGGCAGGCUUUGCGCUGUCGUCGGGACGCUGGCUGGCGCUGGUGGCGCUGUUCUCUCGGGAGCUGGUUCCGCCCGGCCACGUCGUGCUACCGGCCCGCUGGCUGGUCCGCUUCGCGCUGGUGCUGGCCGCCAGUGCCGAGCUGGUCAAAGCCCGGUUCCUCAUCUUCGCCCCGCCCCCGGCCCCAUCUGGAUCCGGAUCCGGACCCGGAUCUGGAUCUGGGUCGAACCCGGACUCGGAUCCGGAUUCUGGAUCUGACGGCGAUGGCGCGGCGGCUUUCAGCGCCCAGUACUUCUUCUACAUGUACGUGUCGUACCUGUCCGUACAGCUGGCGCUUGCGGGUCUGGCGCUGGUCUGGCGGCCGGGCAAGGCGACUGGUCUGGUGGAGGCUGAGGACGACCAGCAUGGCGGCGGUUACCUGCCGCUGGCUGGAAGCGAGCCCGACACCUCGGCCGCCGCCGCCACCGCCACCGCCGCCGCCGCCGCCGCCACUGUGUGUCCGGAGGCGCGCGCCGGCAUCUGGUCAAGCCUCACGUUCGCAUGGAUGGCACCGCUCAUCCAGAAGGGCUACCGGCAACCGCUAACCACCAACGACAUCUGGCAACUGCCGCCGGACGACCGCGUGGAUGCCGUGGAGCCCGCCUUCCAAAAGCUGUGGCGGGCGGAGCUGGCGUCUCACGGCGCGGCGGGCGCGGACCUGGGUCGCGCCUGCUGGCGGCUGGUGGCGGCGGAGGUGCUGUGGGCGCUGCCGGCCAAGGCGCUGAACGACGGCAGCCAGUUCGUGGGGCCGCUGUUCCUAAACAUGCUGCUGCAGGUCCUGGCCACGGGCGGUCCCUCCUGGCGGGGUUACGCCGCCGCGGGCUGCAUGUUUGUUGGGUCGGCUGUGGGUGUGUUGGCCGACAACCAGCACUUCCAGCGCGUCAUGCGCGCCGGCUUCCGGCUCAAGGCCGCGCUGGCCGCCGCCGUACACGCCCAACUGUUCCGCCUCACACCCGCCGCCCGGUCACACUUCUCCAGCGGCCGAGUGUACAGCCUGGUGGCCAGUGACGUGGAGUCGCUCAUGGCGCUGUGCCAGAACGUGAUGGGGCUGUUCUCCUCCCCCGUGCGCAUCGUCGUGGCCCUGGUCCUGCUGUACGGCCAGCUGGGCGCCGCCUGCCUCACCGCGGUGGCAGUGCUGGUGGCGCUGGUGCCGGCCAACGCCGCCAUCGUAGCAGCCAGCAACAGGGCGCUCAAGGACGCGUUGGGCCACACCGACGAGCGAACCAAGCUGGAGGCGGAGAUGAUGGCGGGCAUGGAGGUGGUCAAGUGCAGCGCCUGGGAGCAGCCGCUGCAGGACCGCAUCGAGGCGGCUCGCUCCCGGGAGCUAUCCAAGCUGUGGCGGGUGUCUGUGCUUUCCUCGCUGGUGACCUUCCUGCUGCUGUCCGUGCCCGUGCUCAUCCCCGUCACCACCUUUGGCGUCUACCUGGCGCUGGGCCACAGCCUGGACGCAGCCAAGGCCUUCACGUGUUUGGUCCUCUUCAACGUCCUGCGCUUCCCGCUGUUCCAACUGCCCCAGCUUGUGGCCCAGCUCAGCGCCGCGCGUGUCAGCCUGGGCCGCCUCCGUGACUUCCUGGCGGCCGAGUCAGCGGACCCCGCGCCCCCGCUGCCCGCGGCGCAGCCGGGCGCCACGGCUGUGCGGCUGACUGGCGAUUUCGGCUGGGAUCCAAAGCAGCCGCCCGCCCUGGUGGAUCUGGAUCUGGACGUCAAGGCCGGGCAGCUGGUGGCGGUGGUGGGCAGCACGGGCAGCGGCAAGUCCACCCUCAUCAGCGCCAUACUGGGUACGGCGCAGCAGGUGUACGGCUCGCCGCCGUACAUCGCGGGUCGGCUGGCGUACGUGCCGCAGUCGCCCUUCAUCAUCAACGCCACGGUACGGGACAACAUCCUGUUCGGGCUGCCGUACCAGCCGGAGCGCUACGCGGCGGCGCUGGCGGGCGCGUGUCUGGGACCAGACCUGGCGCAGCUGGCGGGCGGCGACAUGACCGAGAUGGGCGACCGCGGCGUCAACGUGAGCGGCGGACAGAAGCAGCGCCUGGCCAUUGCGCGCGCGCUGUAUGCAGACGCGGAUGUGGUGCUGCUGGACGACCCCCUGUCCGCGCUGGACGCCGCAGUGGGGCGCCGCGUGUUCGAGGCGGGCGUGGUCAGGGGCCUGCUCAAGGACAAACGCAAGGCGGUGGUCAUGGCCACGAACCAGCUCCACUUCGUACGGCAGGCGGACAUUGUGGUGGUGCUAUCACGUGAGGGCGGCCGAGUGGCGGAGUGCGGGCCGCCGGCGCAGCUGCUGGCGGCGGGCGGCGCCUUCGCGGCACUCAUGAAGGAAGCGGAAGCCGAGCAGCACGCGCACGAGCAGGAGCAGGAGCAGGAGGGAGCUGCGAAGGACAAGACGACGGAGGCAAAGGAGGGCGUCGGCGCAGUGGCGGCGGAGGCCAAGCCGAAUGGGGAGCAGGAGGCGGAGGGUGCCAAGAAGGCGGCGGCGGCGACGGCGGCGGAGGGCGGCGGCGGGGCUAGCGCCGGCGCGACGGCGGCGCCGCCUCAGCAGGGGCAGGUGGUUCGCAUCACGGCGGAUGAGCGGAGCGGCGAGGGCGUCACAGUGGGCACCACAAUGGCGCACUACCUGAGCGCCAUGCCCAUGCCUCUGGGCCUGGGUGCUGCCGCCGCCGCCGCCUGGCUUCUGGGCGGCUUCGCGGCCAGUGAGGCGCUGCGGGUGGCCACCACAGUGUGGCUGGCGCAGUGGACAGGCUCACCCGACAACACGGGGGGAGGGGGUGGCGACCCGGACCCGGAUGCGGAGGGGCGGCGGGCCAUGUGGUACCUGGGCGUGUACGGCGCCAUCAGUGCCGUACAGCUGGCGGUGCAGGCCGUGAACACGCUGGAUGUGAGCCGCCUGGGCCUGGGCGCCGCACGCAAGCUGCACUCGCGGCUGCUGGCCAGCCUGUUGGGCGCGCCCAUGUCCUUCUUCCACGCCACACCCCUGGGCCGCAUCGUCAACCGACUCACCAAGGACACGUCUGACAUCGACCGCAACCUGGCGCCCAUGUCUGCCAUGGCCGCAAGGUCCGCCCUGCAGCUGGUGUCCACACUGGCGCUGGUGGGCGCGGUGGCGCCCUUCGCACUGCCGGCUCUGGUGGUGAUCCUGGCGGCCUUCUACUGGCUGUACCAGUACUUCCAGGCCUCAGUGCGGCAGGUGAAGCGGCUGGACGCGGUGGCUCGCUCGCCGGUCAUGUCCUCCCUCACCGAGGCGCUCACCGGCACCUCCACCUACAUCGCGUACGGCGCACAGGCCCGCGCCACGGCCCGGCACCGCGUGCUGCUGGACGGCGUCAGCUGCAUGGCGCUGGUGUCGCAGUCUCUCAACCGCUGGCUGAGUGUGCGGCUGGAGGUGCUGGGCGCGGCGGCGGCGCUGGCGGCGGGCUGUGUGGCGGUGGAGCAGCGGGCGGGGCCGGGCGCGGCGGGACUGGUCAUGAGCUACGCAUUGCAGGUGACCGCGGCUGUGUCCAUCACAGUGCGCACAGCCAGUAUGGCCGAGACCAUGUUGAACGCGGUUGAGCGGGUGGUGGAGUACUGCGACCUGCCGCAGGAGGGGAACAAGCAGCUGCCGCCAGCUCCACCUUCCUCCGGAUCUGGAUCCGGAUCUACUGGUUCUGGAUCCAGCGGCAGCGGCAGUGGAUCCCAGCAGGCGCCCCCUCCAGGCUGGCCGGCGGCGGGCUGUGUGGAGUUCAAGAACGUGGCACUGAGGUACCGGCCCGGACUGCCGCUGGUGCUGCGGGGUGUCAGCUUCAAGGCGGAGGCCCGGGACAAGAUUGGUGUGGUGGGCCGCACUGGCGCCGGCAAGAGCAGCUUGCUGGGGUGCCUGUUCAGGCUGGUGGAGGUGGAGCGAGGCCAGGUCCUGAUUGACGAUGUCGACAUUUCCAAACUGGCGCUGAGGCAGCUGCGAGCGCGGCUGAGCCUCAUUCCGCAGGUGCCGGUGCUGUUCACCGGCUCCAUACGCGCCAACCUGUCCCCCUUCGGCGCCCACACAGACGCCGAGCUGUGGGGGGCGCUGCGCCGCGCACACCUGGCGCCCGUGGUGGAGGGCUGGGCCGGCGGGCUGGACACCGAGUUGGCCGAGGGCGGCGCGCCGCUGUCGGCCGGUCAGAAGCAGCUGCUGGCGCUGGCGAGGGCGCUGCUCAACCCGGCAAAGGUGCUGGUGCUGGAUGAGGCCACCGCCAAUGUGGAUGUGGAGACGGACGCGCUCAUCCAGUCCACGCUGCGCUCCCAGUUCCCGGACCGCACGCUGCUGACCAUUGCGCACCGCCUGGCCACCAUCAUCGACUACAGCCGCAUCCUGCUGCUGGAGCAGGGCAGGGUGGUCGAGUACGACACCCCGUCUGCGCUGCUGUCCAGACCAGACAGUGCCUUUGGUCGUCUGGUGGACGAGACCGGUCCGGCGGCGGCGGCGCAGCUGCGGCGUCUGGCGGCUGGCGGCGGCGGCGCGGUGCAGGAGAUGCUGGACGCACCUGCGAAGGCGGCUCUGGUCCGACUAACCUCCUUCUCCUCGCCAGCCGCCGCCGCCGCUGCAGCCACCGCCGCCACAGCCGCGCCGCAGCCCGGCGGCGCCGCCGGCUCCUCCUUCUUCUCCCGCGCCUCCUCCAUUAUGCGCCGUAGCGGCCGACUACUCAGCGGCGGCGGCGGCGGCGGCGGCGGCUUGAUGCCCGCCGACGGCGGCUGUGAUUUUGCUGGCGGCGGCGGCGGCGUGGCGGCGGCGGCGGCAGGCGGCGGCGAUGAGUCAGCCCUGGCGGCGCUGCAGCUGGAUGGGCGGGAGAGUCUGGCGCAGCUGGCGGCUCUGGUGGCGGGCCGCUCGUGUGCCGUGGUCCGGACCGUCAAGUCCCUGCGCCAAGAGCUGGAGCAGUACCAGGCGCAGCAGUCGGCGGCGGCGGCGGCGGCGGCGGCGGUGUACGGCGGCGGCGUGUCAGUGGGCGCCGCCGUUGAUGACGUGGCGUUGGUGCUGGGGGCGGCGGGCGGCGGCGGUGGCGGCGGCGGCGGCGGCGGUUCUGACAGCGAUGGCGAUGGCGGCGCAGCUGGCGGCGGCGGCGGCGGCGUUGGUGGUGGUGCGGGCAGGGGCCGUCGCGGGGAUGGCGGUGAGAGGGUAGGGGCGGCGGCGGUCGAAGGUAGUGGUGUGGUGGGCGUGGCGUCGGCGGCGACGGUGGCGGCGGCGCGGCUGGCCCUCGUGCGGUGUGUGGCGUUGCUGGAGGAGGCGAGGGCCGGGGCGGCGGCGCUGGGGCGGGCGCUGGCGGCGGCGGGGCUGGGUGACGUGGCGCCGGCUGCAGCAGUCGGAGGGGGUGUUGCAGGCGGCGAGGCGGCGGCUAGCGCGCCUGAGAGUGCGUGAUUCACCAGGCGUGACAGGCACGCGCGCGGCCAGGAGUCGCGUUGCGUGUGCGUACGGUAGCAGGGUACCUCGCAUUCGGUAGAGCGGUGAUGGUGAGGGGCUUUUUGUCAGCUGUGAUCGAUCGUAUUGCCAUUGUGCGUUGUGUAUGUGUGUGCGUUGUGUGUUUGUGUUUGUGUGUGUGUGUGUGUGUGUGUGUGUGUGUGUGUGUGUGUGUGUGUGUGUGUGUUGUGGCAAGGCAAACGUCGGUGUACGCCACUAGGGCCAUAUAUCAUACAGUUGUCUAGCAGUCAAAGAGGAGGUGUUUCAAAAGACGCAAUUGGGCAAGUAAUAUAGGGAUUUGGUUUGAUUUGGGUGUGGUUGCCUGCAUGGGAUGCCCAUUAUGGGUUCCGCGCCUAGGCGCACGUUGCGCGCGUGUAGAGCGAUUAAAGCGGGGCAGGCGGGGUGAGGCCGGGCACGCACAGCAGGCGGUGUGUGGCCGCUGCGUCCGCCGUGCAGUGUCGCCCGUGCAACCCACCCGCACCCCUGCGUGCUAUUUGAACAAGCCAUUGCAGUAAUCGUCUGUCCUCGCGCUCUCCCGCUGCACUGCUGUGAAAGGAGCGGGCGCGUGCCCUCUGUGGCCCCUGGCACGUGCCCUCUGGUUCCCCCCCUCAUUUUAC
Chlamydomonas reinhardtii is the source of this 6702-nucleotide messenger RNA. RefSeq lists its product as uncharacterized. Lineage: Eukaryota; Viridiplantae; Chlorophyta; Chlorophyceae; Chlamydomonadales; Chlamydomonadaceae. Gene Ontology annotation, biological process: transmembrane transport. The record is from RefSeq and is a predicted model, not a curated record. Gene Ontology annotation, molecular function: ABC-type transporter activity; ATP binding; ATP hydrolysis activity. Gene Ontology annotation, cellular component: membrane. The transcript has 47 exons. The coding region runs from base 98 to 6046 and encodes 1982 amino acids.